Molecule: messenger RNA, 6176 nt
Organism: Papilio xuthus (Asian swallowtail)
Lineage: Eukaryota; Metazoa; Arthropoda; Insecta; Lepidoptera; Papilionidae
Gene: Crag
Product: DENN domain-containing protein Crag
Exons: 35
Coding region: 187-5076 (1629 amino acids)
Biological process (GO): regulation of Rab protein signal transduction
Cellular component (GO): cytoplasmic vesicle
Molecular function (GO): protein binding
Source: RefSeq, a predicted model, not a curated record
UUCAUCUUUCAAUUUCAAUUCAUAUUUUAAUUCAUGUUUUAUAUUUCCUAAUUUGCAGAAAUGUUUAAGUUGAAAAUUGAAAACGAUUAUUUUAAAUAGUAAUUCAGUCGUUCAGCAGUUCAAGUUAAUGUCUUAUUAUAAUGGUUUUUAAUAGUAAAACAGAUAACUCAAAAGUAAAGCGCUAUAAUGGAUGAACGGCGAGUUGCGGAUUACUUUGUUGUGGCUGGUUUGCCCGAGAAACCUGAAUUAUUAGACGAUUCGGAUUCUGGACAUCUAAAAGGCUAUAACUCUAAAGCGCCUAUAACAGAUAUUGGUGUUCUCUUCCCGAGCCUUGGAGAAACAGUGCCAAGUGGAUAUGAGUUAGUUGAGUUUACUCCAACUGGUCUAUCAGCUAACUUGAACCAUGGCUCAAUGCGAUCUCUUGAGUGUUUUUUAUGUUUACGAAGGGGACGUGACAAACCCCCCUUAGUGGAUAUAGGUGUUAUGUACGAUGGUCGGGAACGUCUUAUGGCGGACGCUGAGAUGGUCAUGGUAUCUGUGGGUGGUCGUGUGGCGAAUGUCAAUAACUCAACAGCGAAGACAUUCAUCACGUAUCGACGAGCGCAUCCCUCCGCGCCUUGUAAUGCGCUCGUGGUUGUCGACAUAUGUGUAGUGGUGACCAGCCGAGGAGAGAUGUCGCCACAUGCCUUCUGUAUGAUUAACAAGAAUUUGAACAAAGGUCUAAUAGGUAGCGAUGUUUUCCUUUGCUACAAAAAGUCAAUGAACCGUCCACCACUUAUUGCAUACAAGCCAGAAGUAUUGUUCAGGUACCCAAUGGUAGACAGGCGUAGUCUGGCUUUCCCCACAUCCGUGCCAUUGUUCUGUCUACCUAUGGGCGCAACGCUGGAACUGUGGCCUAACAACGCGGCGGCGCCCAAACCUGUCUUCUCUACCUUCGUACUAACAGUCGCUGAUGCUACCGACAAGGUGUACGGGUCCGCGGUGACGUUCUACGAGCGGUACCCGCACGAGCAACUGUCGCCAUGGCAACAGGAGCAGCUGGGCUGGCGCGCGGGCGUCUCCCACAACACGCACUCUACGCACGUCAUCAAGUGCAUCUGUCUGCUCUCACGGUGGCCCUUCAGUGAUACCUUCGAACGUUGGCUACUAUAUAUAUUGGAAAUGUCGUGGAGUGAGGAACCCCUACAUAUACCAGUUGAAAGAUAUAUAACGCAUCUAUUGGAGGAGGUACCAUUUCCAGAGCCAAGGAUAUUAUUACAGCUGUCAGCUACGCAUGCGCACGAGCGUGUGAUAGUAACCCGUCGUGAUGAGCAACCGCUAGCCCGCAGCGGUGCAGGCUUCCGCCAGUUGCUGCUCAACCUCGGCCCCGACAAUUGUCUGUUGCUGCUGGCCCUCGCCAUCACCGAACAGAAGAUACUUAUACACUCGUUAAGGCCGGAUACAUUAACAGCAGUUUCGGAAGCUGUAUCAAGUCUACUGUUUCCCUUCAAAUGGCAGUGUCCGUACAUACCGCUGUGUCCGUUAGGCUUAGCUGAGGUGUUGCACGCACCACUUCCAUAUCUAAUAGGUGUUGAUUCGAGAUUUUUUGAUUUGUACGAACCACCACCAGAUGUCACCUGCGUCGAUUUAGAUACGAAUAAUAUAACAAUAUGCGAGUCUCAGCGUCAUAUAUCGCUUAAAUUGCUUCCAAAGCGACAGGCGCGAGCGCUGCGACACUCGUUAGAACAACUAUAUGUUAACAUACGGCCUGCAUCACCAGUUCAACGAUCCAGUAAUAAAUUUAAUGGCGAACCUACAACAAGUUUGGAUAGAGAUUUCCAAAGAAGAAGAAGAGAACAAGCUUUGGAAUUGAAGAUACAAGAAGCCUUCCUCCGUUUUAUGGCGAUGACACUCCAAGGAUACCGGAGCUACUUGAUACCAAUCACCAAGGCCCCUACAGUCGGCACCACUGACCCGCACGCUCUCUUCCAUAUGGAGGCUUUCAUGCGCUCCAGAGAUAAGACGCAGCAGCGUUUCUUCGCGCUGAUGAUGCGUACGCAAAUGUUUACUCGCUUCAUCGAAGAGCGUUCGUUCGUUUGUGACGCGGACGUGGGGCUGACGUUUUUCGAUGAGUGCAUCGAACGCGUGGCUGCUGGUGACGGACACCCUCUCCUGGGGGUUGAUGCAUCCAACCUAUCAGAGAGAACCGUCUUCGUAUUACCUCCAGAUCCACCGCAACCAGAUAAGACAUAUACAUACUCGACGUUCGAGCUGGACAUGGAUCUGGUGGAGGUGUGCCGGGGCUGCACGGGCGGGCGCGGCGGCGCGCUGCAGACUCUGCCCGCAGCAGCGCUCGCCUCCGCAGAAUCCCUCGCCGACGCCUCCCCCAUGGCCAAGCGCACCAAGCAGGAGAUCGCAGCUGCACAAAGACUAGCUAAAAAGGCGAGUGAAUACCCGGAGACGUGGGCGAAGUGCCUACUAGGCGCGUGCUACUCGCUGUACUUUCUGGCUCUGCCGUGCCGGCUGGCGUUGCAGAGAGGUCGCGAGCACGCCGCAUUGCGCAAUGCUUUUGAACUACUAGAACGUGCUACUAAACUGCGAGUACCGUGUGAUGAGGUGUGUUACCGGGUGAUGAUGCAGCUGUGCGGGGUGCACUCUCUGCCCGUGCUGGCGGUGCAGCUGCUCUUCCUCAUGAAGCGCGCUGGCCUGCAGCCAAAUGCACUCACCUAUGGAUACUACAACCGCUGCGUGCUGGAGGCUGCCUGGCCGAAGGAUAUGCCUAGCGGAUCGCAGCUGCUCUGGAACAAGUUGCGAAUCGCUGUGGUAGGUGCAGCAUUGUUCCGUAAAGCGGGCGCGUUGCGAGCCAGCCGCGCCGCCGGACAUCUGCCGCACAAUCCAGGCAGUAGCAAUACAUUGCCGCGAGUGCGUGCGUCCGGCGAACUUGAGGUGCCGCCGUUGCAAGAGCACGCUCGUAGCCGAUCCAGUAUUGAUUCAGCGGGCGGAGCACUGGAGGCGCUGUGGCGACGCGCCAACAUAGUACGUGCUGCGCCGCGACGACCGCGUGCACAUGGUCUCUCAACUGCGGCUGGCAUACUUAUUUCAGGUUUGCCAUCUAAUCAAGAUUUAAGUGAAGUGACCAGACCAAGAAGUAACUCACUGGGUAGUGAGGAAACGACCCCACCGACGCCGUUAUCCAUUAAAGAAAAACGUCAGACGAUCCACGUGAGCCCCGACAGCCCCACAGACCUGCGCAUACUGACGCGCUCAGAGAGUUUUGCUGGCGACGCACAAAUUGUACAGAAUCUACAGAGGCUAUCUUUCUCUAGUGGUACUUCAAAUCCCAAGUCACGAUGUUCGAGAACAUUAAGUUUCCCUGAGGAAACUGACAAGGAACUGAACGCGAUAUCUAACAAAGAAGAAGCCAAAACAUCUCCACUCAAAGUAUCACCCCGUACACCUGUGCUGGCGGAUGAUCCACUGGGUGCGUUAGGUGUGGAGGCUGCGAGCGAGGUGGGUGUGGCGCCGGCGAGCACGCCCUCUCCGCCGCGUAGCCCGCCGCAGCGCCGCCACGAGCUCAGUGCCAGCCCCAAGCUGUUCCGUCGUCGAGCUGGCUCCUAUGCUGAUGAGGAUAAGGAUGACCAGCCAGGGAACCUGCACAGGAGCGAGACAGCGCCUGGAACUAUGUCAUCUGGUCUUGUCAGUUUUGGGAACACGCUUAAGAUCAAUUUCGGACGCUAUUCGCCCGGCAGACUGUCCUUCCGCAAGGAAAACAUGAAACUUGGCAAGGCAAUGAUCGAGAAUUAUUUCAGUCCUACGAGUAUAGCGGGUAAGAAGUCAAACGAGUUAUUGCAGAGCGGUCUUAGCAGUCUGAAGUCAGCUGCGACCAGCAUGGCGAAGAAGUUCGAUGAAAUGAAGGAAGUGAUAUCAGCAAACUCGACUCCCGUCAAAGGUGCCUUCGGUAACGCGACCAGUGCACUGACGAGCUUUAUCACUGAAGAGGACUCGAAUGAUGGAUCUUCUGAGUACAAUCCUGAUGAGGGUUCUAUCGGCGGCGGGUUCAGACGCUCGUCCAGCGACGCCGAGCUUGCGUGCAGUAUGGAGCGCGGCUCUCUCUCCACGCUGCUAUCCCAUCUACCUGACAAUCUAUACCCACAACACGCUGAGAGUUCGAAUCCUGAGAAGGCGUCGGUGCGCGUACAGCUGACGUCAUGCUCACAGUGUCACCAGUGUCUGGGCGCGCUGUACGACGAGGAUAUAAUGGCGGGCUGGGCGGCCGACGACUCCAACCUCAACACGCGCUGCACAGCAUGCGGCAGGCAUACAGUGCCGCUACUCACUGCACAGAUAUAUCGAGAAGGGCAAAGUCAACCUGAAACAAUAAGCGUACCAUAUUUGAAUCCUUUAGUUUUAAGGAAGGAAUUCGAGUCUAUAUUGGGUAGAGAAGGUGACUUAUGUUUAGCGGAGCCAGAGUUCGUGGAGUCCCAUCCAAUAGUGUACUGGAACCUGGUGUGGUUCUUGGAGCGCGCUAACAUUGAGAACCAUCUGCCGGAUCUGCUCUGUCCCAACUUCUCCGCUAAGUAUCAGAGCUGUGAUACACUGCAUGACACUGAUAACUCCGGUUGCGUGGUGCAGUGCUACUGGGAGAUGUCGCGGGGUGCGGGUGGGGGCGGGGGCGAGGGUGCGGAGGCGGGUGCGCCGCUGCACGCGGUGUGGCGAGCACGACGCGCGCAGCCGCCGCGCUCUCAGCAGCUGCGCGCGCUGCUCCUCACUGAACACGACUCACGUGCAGCGCAGACGGUGAUAGUGGCGGUGCUGGACGGGUUGCUGAGCAACGACCUGUCAGACGCGCUGCGCAAGCUGGCCGCCUGGCGCGAAACCUCCAACCCCAACAAACGAUACCCAUCCUUUUAUAGAGACAUAGUAUUCCUGUCUAUGUGGGCGCUGGGCGAGCAGAACAUCGACCUGGUGGCCCUACAGCGCGAAUACACACGCGCGCUCGAGCAGCUAGGCGGCGAGGCGCGCCCUACAGACUUGCCGCCCUCGCCUACUGCGAUUUGCUGCCGACAUUACUUCAAACGUCUAGCACUCGCACGAUAGUCUACUGGACGAAAACCAUCAUGUCAUUCCUCUGUCAACAUCUGUCUCUCUCCUGUCGUCAUUAUCCAGUAAACUCCAGCAACCUAUAUCAUUUAUUUCUGAGAAACCCACUGAAAAUAAAAUAUUCACUGUUUUGCAUGUAUCGUAAUCGUCUUACGAUGAUUUUACAAUUUAAUUCAGAUUUUAUUACUAAUCGCGUUGUCCUAUCUAAAUGUAUGUGCGUCGUAUGGAGGAUCGCAUUAUUUAACAAAUUUGCGUCCAUAAAUAUUUCCGAGCCGAUAUCAUUUGAAUAGGCCAUCAAAAAUUGAAAAAUAUUGCAAUAAAUUAACAUUUUAGCAAGAUUUAAUGCUGACGUAGACACAAAAUUAAACCAUUGGUUAAUGUUUAUGUCGUGAUUUGAAUAGUUUUCUUUUAAAUAAAAUAGUACAAAAGUAAUAAAAAGAAAACAUCACUGAAGAAAAAACCAGUUUACUCACCCCUUUAUUCGUGUCGCGAAUAUAAACAUAUGGAAGACAGAUUUUUAACUGUUAAAAAGCAAAUUUUUGCAAGCAUAAUGAAAUAGAAAGAGGGAAAUGUAUUUUACUCAGGUGUUUGCUUAUAACUCUGCCUAUCUUAUUAUAUGACCGACGUGAAUGCUUUCUUAGUAAACAUCAUAAAUAUUGGCCUAAAUUAAUUAGUGUAUAUUCACGUAAAAUUGCCCCAAUUUGUGGUUAUAAUUAUUAAUAAAUAAAAUACAUAAAAUGUUAUUUAAACGGGUUCUAAAAUAUAAAAGUUUCGAAAUCAUUUGCACUUUUUCAAAAGUAUUAGAUAAGUGUUUAAUUUUAACAUGUUUGUGAUAUAUGUGCAAAAAUUAUUUACUGUAAUUAAAAAAUAACCCUGUGGUAUUUUAGUAUACCUAUUUUUGCUGCCUAUAUACAAUUCUGGGUUCAAUUUCAAGCAAAAAUUAUUUAAUAAAUUGCAAAGCAUAUAACAAAAGGACAUACUGUUAUGUAUAGCAAUAAAUUACGACUCGAAAGUGAAUUCUAUCAUAUUUAUUUUAAUUAUAAUACGAAGAUAAAUCGAAAUAAUCAUUAAAUUUUUUAACUAUAACAAUGAAUAUA